AUGUCCCAGAGGCCAGCGUACGAUCAGACAUUGCUGGCUGGAGCUCCCUCGGUCACGCGCGAGGAGCGCCAGGCUGGAUAUGAUAUUAAUGCACUUGAAUCUGGCAAUUACGGUGCUCCCAUCGCUUCAGGAAGCCGUCCAGCAGGCACCAGAGCGUACGAAUACCCAACGACAACGGCGGACCCAUUCGCGGACCCAUACGCACAAGAAAGAUCCUUUACGCCUUCUAUCACUCGUUCAACAACCAAGAAACCGUGGUGGACGACGAAGCGAGGGCGCUGGGCUCUCGGUCUAGCCGCCAUUGUCUUCAUUGGCUUGAUCGCGGGGAUUGCAGCAGGUACUGCAGCCGCACGUAAUGCUCGAAAUAGGACUCUAUUGCAAAACAACGAAGCAGCAGAGUCUCCUCAAGGCGCCCAAAGCUCCAGCACUUCACGUGUUCAAGCCCUUCCUUCUUCCUCUUCUACCCCUUUAACCUCUUCUUCCCCCCAGACUACAUCAAAUCCAAUUCUACAACAACCAAAUGACAGUACACCGUUUGUCACACGUACUACCCUGGUCGUAGCUCCCACGCCAGACGUCUCCGUGCUUCCUCCAAACCAAGGAACGACCAUCACCUUUGGAGCACCGCCAGCCCAAACUCCAGGAACAUCGCCCAACAUUGGCGAUGAAGACAUUCCGCUCAUCUGCUACGUGGUCCCUCACAGCAGCGCUUGUGCGCCCUACUUUGAGAAUGGUCGACGAAGAUCAUGA
Serendipita indica DSM 11827 is the source of this 750-nucleotide messenger RNA. The record is from the annotation of a GenBank genome assembly. Lineage: Eukaryota; Fungi; Basidiomycota; Agaricomycetes; Sebacinales; Serendipitaceae.